Messenger RNA from Cucurbita pepo subsp. pepo (vegetable marrow), 480 nucleotides. RefSeq lists its product as uncharacterized. NCBI's taxonomy places the organism in Eukaryota, Viridiplantae, Streptophyta, Magnoliopsida, Cucurbitales, Cucurbitaceae. The record is from RefSeq and is a predicted model, not a curated record. Gene Ontology annotation, cellular component: chloroplast.
AUGUUUUCUUCACCAAAUCCUUCGCUCCGAGCAGCUUUUUGCAGCCCUUUAAGCUCCCGAAACAAGACCAUCCGACCGGUGAUGAGCAUGUCCUGUAAAGGGACGGAUUAUUACACGUUGCUCUCGGUGAGUGAUGGAUGUCAUGCGAGCAACGAAGACAUUAAGAAGGCUUAUAGAGCCAAGGCUUUGCAGUAUCAUCCUGACCUUGUUUGUGAUCCUUCCCUCAAAGACAAGUGUACGAGGAUGUUUGUUCAGCUGAAUGCAGCCUAUAAGACACUCUCUGAUCCUGUUCUUAGAAGAGAGUAUGAUGAUUCUUUGAUGGGUUUGAAAGGCAAUCAUCAUGGCACAUCUACAGGAUUUAAAGGGGAUUAUAGAGACCUGUGGCAAAGGCAGAUUCUCGAGCUCAAUCGGCGGUCGAAUCUUCGGAGGAAUUGGUCGUUGUCGUCUUGGGGCGGGAGAAUGCGAGCUCAAAAUCGUUGA